Molecule: messenger RNA, 576 nt
Organism: Girardinichthys multiradiatus
Lineage: Eukaryota; Metazoa; Chordata; Actinopteri; Cyprinodontiformes; Goodeidae
Gene: rpl27a
Product: ribosomal protein L27a
Exons: 5
Coding region: 84-530 (148 amino acids)
Biological process (GO): translation
Cellular component (GO): ribosome; cytosolic large ribosomal subunit
Molecular function (GO): structural constituent of ribosome
Source: RefSeq, a predicted model, not a curated record
CAAGUCCAAUCCUGUCAGGAACCAAGUCUCGCACAAAAUCGCGUUGUUUCCAAAUCCCCUUCCUCUUUCAGCUAACCUCCAAGAUGCCUACCAAGAAGUCCAAAACCAGAAAGCUCCGAGGACAUGUGAGCCACGGGCAUGGCCGCGUUGGGAAGCACAGAAAGCAUCCUGGAGGUCGUGGUAAUGCUGGUGGUAUGCAUCACCACAGAAUCAACUUCGACAAAUACCACCCAGGCUACUUUGGCAAGGUGGGUAUGAGACAUUACCACCUGAAAAGGAAUACAUCCUACUGCCCUACCAUCAACCUGGACAAGCUGUGGACGCUGGUGAGCGAGCAGACCAGGCUGAACUACGCCAAGAAGCCCGAUGGCCCUGCGCCCGUCAUCGAUGCUGUGCGCGCUGGUUACUACAAGGUCCUGGCCAAAGGCAAGCUGCCCAAGCAGCCUGUAAUCGUCAAGGCCAAGUUCUUCAGCCGACAGGCCGAGGAGAAGAUCAAGGAAGUUGGAGGAGCCUGUGUGCUGAUGGCAUAAUGUUCCUUUCAACAUGAUUUUGGCUAAAUAAACUGUAUAAAUGGAA